AUGGCUUCCUCCAAGGUCGUCUGCUCCUUCAAGGGUUGCUUGCAGGAUUUCGACUCCGAGAAGGCCAUGCGAGCCCACAAGAUGUACGACCCCAAGCACGAGUACUGCGCCAAAUGCAACAUGGACUUCGGCGACCGCACCGAGUACUACAUUCACCGCAUCAUGAGUAACAAGCACUUCAUGUGCCCGAUUUGCACGGUCGAGUUUCGGAGCAGCACGGGUCGCGAGAUCCAUAUCCAGAACAACCACAAGCGCGACCAGAAUAUCAUCUGUACGGGCUGCAAAAGCAGUUUCAAAUCCGCUGCCGGUCUGAUCAUACACAUUGAGCGCAAUGAGUGUGACGGGAUCACCUUUGCGCGUCUGACGCAGGAACAGGCUCGCCGGUCCCUGAUCAAUGCUACCCUCAAGAAGGACCCGAAGGCUGCCGUUCCGCCUGCGCCGUGGGCUUCCUCGACUGCUACCAACACCGAUGACCAGGACGGCGGCGUACGUCUGAACAUCGACACAGCCAUCAGCGAGGCCCUCGCCUCCCAGCCGCAGCUCCCGGGCUCGGCCAGCGAAGACGACGCCGCAACUCUAUCUCAGCAGCAUUGGCCUGCUCUCACACCCAUGAAAGCCGAACCGAAGUCGAAGCCAAAGCCCGCUGGUCAAACUUUCACUCUGCCCAUCCGAUCUGCAAAGCCUGCUCUUGCUCUCGAGCCUGUUACUACUGACCCCUUCACCUUCACUCUGCCGAUCCGAUCGGGAAAGCUUGAUCAUGCAAACGAACCGGUCACCAAGACAUCUGUGAACCUGCCCACUGACCCUCUGGCGACAACCAAGGAAGAGCAAGACGAGCCCCUCACCCCAAGCCUCCCGACCGGGCCCGACGAUCUGAUCUCUUUCGACGACGAUCCCGUCCCUGCGAAAGGCGGCAACACGGUCUUCGGCACGAAUCGCCGCGCCGUGCGCGAAGGCACCUUCGGUAUUGGCGACAUCCAUCCUAUCAGUUUGAUCCUCGACAAGAAUGCCCGCUGGGACGCAUCCAAGUUCUUUAACAAGGAGAUCGGUCGGUACAUCUGCAACUGCGGACAUGCGUUUGCGCGCAAGGACGAUUUCGAGACGCACAUCGUGACGGAGCGCGAGAAUCGGGAGCGUGAUGUGUAUGCCUUCUUCCUAUCUCCCCUCACCCCGGUUUGUUUUUUUAUCUACUUCAAGAACCUGGACGAACUGACAGAUAUGCAGUUGCCCCAAAUGCCACAAGACCUUCAACUCCACCUCCGCCCUCAUCGGCCACAUGGAAUCCGUCCGUUCCCGCUGCGGCAUGCGCGCAUACGCAGAUUUCGGACAUGCCCUCGAUGA
This is a messenger RNA of Penicillium lagena, 1341 nucleotides long. Its product is annotated as putative C2H2 finger domain protein. The transcript has 2 exons. Gene Ontology annotation, cellular component: chromosome. NCBI's taxonomy places the organism in Eukaryota, Fungi, Ascomycota, Eurotiomycetes, Eurotiales, Aspergillaceae. The coding region runs from base 1 to 1341 and encodes 446 amino acids. Gene Ontology annotation, molecular function: chromatin insulator sequence binding. The record is from RefSeq and is a predicted model, not a curated record. Gene Ontology annotation, biological process: regulation of transcription by RNA polymerase II.